Penaeus monodon (black tiger shrimp) is the source of this 1031-nucleotide messenger RNA. RefSeq lists its product as uncharacterized. Lineage: Eukaryota; Metazoa; Arthropoda; Malacostraca; Decapoda; Penaeidae. The record is from RefSeq and is a predicted model, not a curated record. Bases 198 to 803 code for a protein of 201 amino acids. The transcript has 2 exons.
GUAUACCGCAUUGUUAGUGUCAGGUGGUGCCAGCAUCCACUGUCGCUCAGCUGCCGUUUGAUAAUUUGUCUCUUGAGUGCUGCAAGUGUCAGUCAAGAUCGGAACAGUUGGUGAUUAUCUUCGAUAUACAGCAUCUCAGUGAAAGGAAAGCCAAGAGCAAGUCCAUUUUCUCCUCUUUGUCUCCCACUCUUACGGCGAUGGUGAAAACAGUUCUGGCCAUUCCCGCCUUCAUCCUGGCGCUGACCAUUUUGCCAGCGUCCACGACCGUCCCUCCCGAUAAGGCGUCCAAUUCCACCGGCGAAGCUGUCAUCAAGAACUGCUCGACGAUCUGCAUCCCCUUCUUGGGCAACGCCUUCGUGUACUGCAUCGCCGACGCGAGGGAACAGCUUUACCUCCGCCAGGUCGUGUGGACGGACCCCCACGGCAGGGACGUCUUGCCCUGGGCACCCGAGAGACACGCCUUCGUCCUCGGGAACUCCUCUUUCCUCUCCCAUUCGUACCUCGUCUUCCAGGACUUCAACGCCACCAUCGCCGGAACCUACUGGUGCUCGGUCCUGGUGAAAGGGUCCUUCGCGGGUCGAGCCUCGAUUCGAAUCCAGGUCUCGAGCUCGAACGAAACGACGCCCGUUCAGUGCCAGUGCGAGCUCCAAGGUUUGCCACGAAGCGAACGGAGGGCGGAAGAAAAGUGUCAGCUCGAAUCAUCAGCUCAACGUGGUCCUGACAAACUGGUGGAAAAGGCCUGUCAGCAAGGAACGUCAUUAAGAGUGUCCGAGGACGAGUGCCGUCUUCCUUCGUCAGUAUAAACCAGAAUUCCAAAGACGUUUGCCAGAGAGCGUCAGGAGAUUUUCUCAGCCAAUGGUACGGUGCUCUCUUCAAGCGGCCGUGUACCUGACAAGAGAUCAAGAUUGAUUAAAGCAUAGAAAGAAAUAUGUAGUUGUUGUAAUCUAGUUUCCUAGAAUGUAAAUUGAUUGAUGUGGUGUGUCACGAUGAUUAUGAUGUUAUUACAAACAAAAUAAAAUGAACCCAUUGUU